UUUCUUAUUGGAUGACAUUGUUGGAUGGAUCUUUUUUCGAGCGGCGGCUUCAUUCGUGAAACAUCUCGCAAAUUAAUAAAGACAGACAAUUAUCAAAGUGUUGUAAAAAAGUGUUUCGAUACCAGUUCAAUUAAUUAAAACAUUAUUCAUUAACUACUUGCCAUUGGACGCUCAGAGCUAAACGUCGACCUUCUCUCUCUCUCCCCGUUACGACGACAACGGUUCUCUCUUCCUCAAUAUAUUUCCCCCUUUUUAUAUUGUUUUAUCUCCUUCUACCCCACACAUAUACCCCCAACGAUUCAACCUUACAUACAUAUUACGCUCAUCUAACCGAAAAACAACAACACAACAACGAAUACGCAAUCAUAAGAAACAACAAAAACAGAAAGUGAAUUGAUGUUGGUCCUGAUAUCAGUGUCAAAUUGAAGUCUACAAAUAAAAAAAAAACAACAAAAGUGCUAAAUCAGUGAAUUCCUUACAGUUUCAUAUACAAGAAAAACAGCAAAAAAAAUUAUUCUUCAAACGAAAUUCUCUUUGCGAAAAAAGCAAAGUAUAGUGCUUGGAUACAAAGCGGCUCGGCAGGCAACAACAACAGAAUCGAAUAAAAGCCAACAAACUGUGCAGCAAGAGUACAACAAAUUAAGCCAAAAUGCUGAUUAAGGAAUUCCGAGUCACUUUGCCAUUAACUGUUGAUGAGUAUCAAGUUGCACAACUUUAUUCCGUUGCGGAGGCUUCGAAAAAUGAAACGGGAGGAGGCGAAGGUAUUGAAGUAUUAAAGAAUGAACCCUUUACCGAUCAUCCAUUGUUGGGUGGCAAAUAUAGUUCCGGUCAGUAUACAUAUAAAAUCUAUCACUUGGCAUCCAAAGUUCCAGCAUUUAUAAGACUAUUGGCGCCCAAAGGAUCCCUGGAAAUUCACGAAGAGGCUUGGAAUGCUUAUCCUUAUUGUAAAACAGUAAUUACGAAUCCAAAGUUUAUGAAAGAUAAUUUCAAAGUUAUCAUAGAUUCUCUGCAUUUAGCCGAUGGAGGAGAUUCUGAUAAUGUACACCAACUGCCCCCCGAGAAACUAAAACAACGUGAAGUUGUUCACAUUGAUAUUGCCAAUGAUCCCGUGACGCCCGCAGAUUAUAAAGAUGAUGAGGAUCCCAUUAAAUUCAAAUCAGAAAAAACUGGCCGUGGUCCACUGGUUGGGGCCGACUGGAAGAAGAAAGUGGAUCCUGUGAUGACUUGCUACAAAUUGGUUACUUGUGAAUUUAAAUGGUUCGGUCUUCAAUCAAGAAUAGAAAAUUUCAUUCAAAAAUCGGAACGACGAUUAUUUACAAACUUCCAUCGCCAAGUAUUCUGUUGGAUGGAUCGCUGGCACGGUCUGACAAUGGAAGAUAUUCGUGCUAUUGAAGACAAGGUCAAGGAGGAGCUCGAUAAACAACGUCAAGAAGGUGAAGUGCGUGGCACUAGGGCCGAUAGUGAUUAGGAACAAUAUUAAUAAUAUAAAUGUCGUCUUAAUAACAACAACAAAAAAAUCCCAUAUAAAUAUAUAUAUAUAAACGAAAAGUAAAAGAAAAACAAAAAAGAAGCAGCAACAAUUAAAAACAAAAAGAAAGAAGGAAAACCAAUUGCAACAAAAUCCAAAAUUUUGAAGAAAAAAACAUGCCACACUUAUAAAAAUAAAACAAAAAACCACAAACAACAGUCAACAAAUAAACAAUAGCAAUAUUACCAAAAAUAAAACAAAAGAAAAACAAUUUUUGAGAAGAGAUUUUAGAGAAUUUUGUCACCCAACAUAUAUAUAUAUAUAUAUAUAUACAAACAAUAUAAGGCACCGAAAACUGCUCCAACUCAUCACCAAUAUGCAAAAUCAACCAAACAAACAACCAACCAGUACCCAAACCAGUACUCUUCCAAACAAAACACCUACACCUACACCAACAGCAGCAGCAAUAACUUCAAAAAAAAAAACCUUCUUAACUCACAACAACAACACACUGCUAUCUAUUCCUAUUUACCAAACCGCAAAAAAAAUACUAUUUUUGUUUUGUUUCUAGUAUUCUUCCAUCCAAUUUUAAUUAAUCAAAGAACAACAACAUAGAGGAAAUAAUCCUAAAAACCAAUACUUUGUCGCAUGGCUCUCUUUUUUUUUUUUGAAAUGGAAAAAGUUUGUUUUGUCUGAAUGAUUAUGUGGAUCAUUGAAGAUUACUAUUUUAUAAUUAUAAAUUAUUAAUAAUAUUAUGGCUUAAAUCUUGUGUCUUACACAUAUUAAUAAAGUUUUUUUAUUGUAUUUUUUCCAAUUUUAGUUGUUUUUUUUUUUUGUAAAUGUUGAUUUAAUAAUUCCGAGUUUUAUUUUGUACUACAACAACAAACAGAGAACAGCAAGAAACUUUUUUUGUUUGUAUAGGAAAACAAUUUAAGAAAAACAAAAACCAACUAAUUAACGUAUAUAUUGUAUUUAAACACCAAUGUUGAAAUAAAUAGCAAUAGUUUAAGUUAAUGAAUACUUAACCCUUUACCCAAAACAACCACACAGCAACUUACACACUCAAACACAUACACAUACAUACUACAAUACAAGUAACUAAAUAUACAAAAAGCAUAGAAAAUAUAUUUACAAAAACAAAUUGCAAGAAGAGAAAAUUAUUAUUCAAAUAAAGAAGAGAAACAUUUAAACAUUUUGUUGAGCCUAAGAGUAUGCAACUUAAUUUAGACAAACACUAUUAACGCUACUACUACUCCACAAACACAUUCUCACACAUACACACCUAUCUACCUAAUUCUAGACACGGUAAACGAUUUAUAAAUGUAUGCUUGUGUACAAAUCAUAGUGAUGGGUACAUUAUUAUUAUUAUCUAAUUAUAAAUGAUAACUAUAAUUUUGUGGAAAAGAAAACAGAAUAAAGAUUUAGUUAAAACAAA
Molecule: messenger RNA, 2903 nt
Organism: Stomoxys calcitrans (stable fly)
Lineage: Eukaryota; Metazoa; Arthropoda; Insecta; Diptera; Muscidae
Gene: vib
Product: phosphatidylinositol transfer protein beta isoform
Exons: 9
Coding region: 650-1468 (272 amino acids)
Biological process (GO): phospholipid transport
Cellular component (GO): cytoplasm
Molecular function (GO): phosphatidylinositol transfer activity; phosphatidylcholine binding; phosphatidylcholine intramembrane carrier activity
Source: RefSeq, a predicted model, not a curated record